Messenger RNA from Propithecus coquereli (Coquerel's sifaka), 2365 nucleotides. Its product is annotated as zinc finger protein 658B-like. Bases 116 to 2104 code for a protein of 662 amino acids. Gene Ontology annotation, molecular function: DNA-binding transcription repressor activity, RNA polymerase II-specific. The record is from RefSeq and is a predicted model, not a curated record. Gene Ontology annotation, biological process: negative regulation of transcription by RNA polymerase II. Lineage: Eukaryota; Metazoa; Chordata; Mammalia; Primates; Indriidae. The transcript is spliced from 6 exons.
UGACUACCCGGGGGAGGCCAAAAGCAGGGUUCCCAGAUUCCUAGCACUGGGGGUGGUGGUGUUCAGUGAUGUGACUGUAGAUUUCUCCCAAGAGGAGUGGGACUGCCUGGACUCUAUGCAGAAAGUUUUAUAUAGAGACGUGAUGUUGGAGAACUACAGAAACCUGGUCUCAGUGGGACUUUCCAUUUCUAAGCCAGCUGUGAUCUCCUUACUGGAGCAAGGACUGGAGCCCUGGAUACAUGACAGAGUGCCAGCUAGAGGCCAGUGCUCAGACAGGUUGGAGUUAAUGGAAAGAAUUAUAAAGCUGGGACCAAGUGUCAGAGGUAUUUGGGAAUGUAAAGAUCAGCCUGAGAGAAAACAGUCACUUCAGAAGGCACAUUUUGGCCAAGUAAUAAUCACCCAUGAAGAUGUACCUGCUUUCAAUCAGCACGUAUCCCUUACUCUACACCAAAGAAUUGACAAUGAAGAGAAAUCAUAUGAGUGUAAGGAAUGUGGAAAGGCUUUUACUCGUGGCUCACAACUUACUCAACAUCAGAGGAUUCAUACUGGUGAGAAACCCUAUGAAUGUAGGGCAUGUGGGAAGGCUUUUAGUUGUGGUUCGGCACUUACAAAACACCAGAAAAUUCACACUGGUGAGAAACCGUAUGAAUGUAAGGAAUGUGGUAAAUCUUUUAGUUGUGGCUCAGACCUUUUACGACAUCAGAGAAUUCAUACUGGUGAGAAACCCUAUGAAUGUAGACAGUGUGGGAAGGCUUUUAGUUGGAUCUCAUACUUUUCUCAACACCAAAGAAUUCAUACUGGUGAAAAGCCUUAUGAAUGUAAGGAGUGUGGGAAGGCAUUUAGAACUAGCUCAUACCUUUCCCAACAUCAGAAAAUUCACACUGGUAAAAAACCAUAUGAAUGUAAGGAAUGUGGAAAAACAUUUUGUUGGAGCUCCUAUCUUACAAAACAUCAGAGAAUUCAUACUGGUGAGAAACCCUAUGAAUGUAAGGAGUGUGGAAAGGCCUUUAAUAAGAAUUCAAAACUUGUUCAGCAUCAAAGAAUUCAUACUGGCGAGAAGCCCUAUGAAUGUAAAGAAUGUGGAAAGGCCUUUAGUAGGAGGUCAAGCCUUAUUCAACAUCAGAGAAUUCACACUGGGGAAAAACCCUAUGAAUGUACAGAAUGUGGGAAGACCUUUAGUUGUAGCUCAUACCUUUCGCAACAUCAGAGAUUCCACACUGGGGAAAAACCUUAUGAAUGUAGUGAAUGUGGGAAAACUUUCUCCCAGAAGUCAUACCUCAGUGGACAUGAGAGAAUUCACACAGGGGAAAAACCCUAUGAAUGUAACAUAUGUGGGAAAACUUUUGUCUAUAAGGCAGCUCUCAUAGUGCAUCAAAGAAUUCACACAGGGGAGAAACCUUAUGAGUGUAAUGAAUGUGGAAAAACUUUCUCCCAAAGAACACACCUCUGUGCACAUCUGAGAAUUCAUACAGGGGAAAAACCCUAUGAAUGUAAUGAAUGUGGGAAAACUUUUGCAGAUAAUUCAGCCCUCAGGGCACAUCACAGAAUUCACACAGGCGAGAAACCCUAUGAAUGUAAUGAAUGUGGGAAAACUUUCUCCAAGACAUCACACCUCAGAGCACAUCUGAGAACUCGCACAGGAGAGAAACCCUAUGAAUGUAAUCAGUGUGGGAAGACUUUCUCUGAGAAGUCAUAUGUUAGUGCACAUCAGAGAAUUCACACAGGGGAGAAACCUUAUGAAUGUAAUAUAUGUGGGAAACCAUUUGCUCAUAAUUCAACACUCAGAGUACAUCAGAGAAUUCACACAGGUGUAAAAUCCUAUGAAUGUAAUGAAUGCGGAAAAACUUUCUCCCAGAAGUCGCACCUUAGUGCACACCAGAGAAUUCACACAGGGGAGAAACCCUAUGAGUGUAAUGAAUGUGGGAAAGCGUUUGCCCAAAAUUCAACCCUCAGAGUACACCAGAGAAUUCACACAGGGGAGAAACCCUAUGAAUGUGAAGAAUGUGGGAAAAGGUUUGUCCGUAAGGCAGCUCUUAGAGUACAUCACACCAGAAUGCAUACCAGAGAGAAAGCCAUAACCUGUAAUGAAUUUGGGAAGUCCUGAAGAAACUGAUACCUUAUUAUAUAAUACGCAGUGUAGAAACUCAUCUCACAUUGACUGGCAAAUUGUUCCCUUAACCAUUUCCUUUUACACUAGGCUCAUAGCUUGGCAAAAACUCCCAAUCUUUUGUUCAUCCAGAUGGGGCUGACCGUCGAAUGUGAUGCUAAUGAUAUAUAUCACAUUUAAUCCUGGCCCUUGAAAUAAAUCACCUUACAUUCUUCCUGGUCUGUGUUAGGAUGGAGUAGAGAUGACUUUUGCAGCAAA